CCGUACAGGACCCAUGAGAGACUCUGACCGGCAGCACAUAGCAGCGUACAGGGCCCAGGGUCUAUUUUAGGACCUUGCAGCAGCAAUGGAGCCCGAAUCUGCCAGCACCCUAUGACAAAAUGGAACACACCAGCAUGUAAGGAGACCGAAAGGGGCCCACAGGGCAGAUGUGGGAUGGGGGACAGCACAAUGGGAAAACCCCGGAACAGGGCCCCCAUGAAAAAUUUAAACGGGCCGGGCCAGCAGAAAUGAGGAGGCGGUUACAGGGAACCCAUGCCCAGUUUUACGGGCCUGGCAGAAAGAAAUGGGGGGCCCGUAAUUUUCCAGCACCCAAAUGCCCAAAAAAAACCCCCCCAGCAGGGGAAAGGAGCCCCUGAAAGGGGGAAA
Molecule: messenger RNA, 387 nt
Organism: Staurois parvus
Lineage: Eukaryota; Metazoa; Chordata; Amphibia; Anura; Ranidae
Source: the annotation of a GenBank genome assembly